GCGCUGGGCCUCGGGGCCUCGCGUCUCCGCCCGCCCACCGGCUCGCUCACUCGCUCGGAGCUCAGGCCGCCGCCAUGUCUUCCGGGGCCAGCGUAAGCGCCCUGCAGCGCCUGGUGGAGCAGCUCAAGCUGGAGGCCGGCGUGGAGAGAAUCAAAGUCUCUCAGGCGGCAGCAGAGCUUCAACAGUACUGCAUGCAGAAUGCCUGUAAGGACGCCCUGCUGGUAGGUGUUCCAGCCGGAAGCAACCCCUUUCGGGAGCACAGAUCCUGUGCUUUACUCUGAAGACUGGGAAGAAGUCCGCUGAGGAAUGCUUUCAAGCACCAAGUGAUGAAUGACUGCCUCCAAAUCUCAAGAACGCACUUCUCCAGCCAAAUGACUUUUAGAUAUUUCACAGGACCUUUCCUGUGGCCUGGUCCUUUAGCCAAAAUUCUAUGGAAAUUUAUGAGUUUCUACUCAAGGAAACUGGGUGAAGGAGUAGAUUUUAAAAAAUAACGGCCUGGUUCUUUGUUAAGUGCUUUAUACUUAAACAAAAACCUUACCACCAAAUAUACCAAAAUACACCUCUUUCAUUAAGUGAAUUACUAACGUUUCUAUACCUGGAAUGUUACAUAUGUUUUAUUUACUAGAUGUUUACAUUUUUGGAAGGAAAACGGUAUUGUUUGUUAAAAAAAUUAAAUAUUUGUAAUUUGUUGUUCCUGACUAAGAUUUUUAUACCAUAACAAAAUUUGUUCUUUUCUCAUGAAUUUAUAAUUUCUAAAUGAAGACAAGCAAGUAUAAAAUUGGGGAAGAAUGGGCUUUAUUAAUCAAAUGAUGUCUUGAUUUUUCUAAAUGAGAAGAUUGUUUUAUUUUUAACACUAAAUAUGGGAGCUGUUUCUUAGCAAACUUGUUUGAAAGGAUUAAUGUUGUGUUGUGUAUUAGAUUGCCCCAUCCUGUAUAUGAAGCAGAUUUGAUCUUUGUCUUCUUAAGUUUCUCUAUUUUAUAAUGGUGGUUUUACUUAAAAAAAAUACUAAAUUAUUUCAUGUCUUUAAACCAAUGUUUAAAUGUCAUCUACAGAAUAUUGCAAAUGAUUAAAAAAAAAGUGAUGGGAAAAUAUUACAACCUAAAUGAAUUCUCAAUGUCACAAGUGUUUUACUUUGAUGAUGUGCCUUUGAUUUAAUUUGGGACACUUAAAAGAAUACUUUAUAUGUGUUUGUUAUAAUCUUUGAAGAGCUUGGAAAUAAAAUUUCUGCUUAAUUUCUGCUAAUGACAGCAA
Molecule: messenger RNA, 1251 nt
Organism: Globicephala melas (long-finned pilot whale)
Lineage: Eukaryota; Metazoa; Chordata; Mammalia; Artiodactyla; Delphinidae
Gene: GNG10
Product: G protein subunit gamma 10
Biological process (GO): G protein-coupled receptor signaling pathway
Cellular component (GO): heterotrimeric G-protein complex
Molecular function (GO): G-protein beta-subunit binding
Source: RefSeq, a predicted model, not a curated record